Messenger RNA from Sinocyclocheilus anshuiensis, 3554 nucleotides. Its product is annotated as relA-associated inhibitor-like. Bases 204 to 2822 code for a protein of 872 amino acids. Gene Ontology annotation, molecular function: transcription factor binding. Gene Ontology annotation, biological process: positive regulation of cell differentiation; regulation of transcription by RNA polymerase II. The record is from RefSeq and is a predicted model, not a curated record. The transcript has 15 exons. NCBI's taxonomy places the organism in Eukaryota, Metazoa, Chordata, Actinopteri, Cypriniformes, Cyprinidae.
AGUGGGCUGGACUGAAUAUCUCAGAACUUCACAGGCAAGAGUUAAACACCGUUGAAAUGUUUUCCAGCUAGUCAUGCAACACAUCCACGCUCAGCUGGACUAAGUUCUAGGACUUUACGGCACGACAACCUCACAACUAUUACAGCUAUUCAAGGCUGUGUGUUGAAUGAAUUGGAGGUCACACAAACAGAAACGCAAACGCCAUGAAUUCCCAGGGCAGCUUUGGCAGCAGCUUCAUGUUUCAGUCCAUCAAUGACGAACUGAAUGCGUCUUUGGCCACAGCAGAUGAGCUGUCACGCGAAUUCAGCUCUCUCCUGUCGGAAGCCACUCCUGCCGUACAAACUACUACUUCAGAGAGUUUUGGUCCCAAACCCCAGAGCAGCAGCAAUGGCAAUGGCAGUUUGUACAGCGCAAACAAGAAUGGAAAGGAGAGUACAAGCUUCUCCUUUUCCCAGAGCUCCACAAGCAGCCUAAGCUCAGAGCCCGCCAUCAGCAGGAAAGAAUCCAACCUGGACCUUCCUUCUGCUGUCACUAUUCGAUCCUCAUCUCCUUCAUCUCAACUAGACAGUAUGAAAUUUCUGCCUUCAUCUCCUAGUCCUUUAACCCAGCAGCAUUCCCCUUUUACAAACCGUAAAGACAGCUCGGAUUCACGAUAUUCCUUCGACCAAAAGACUCCCCCUAACAUGUCUCCGAAUACAAUGAGACGAAUGGCGCAGAUGCCGCUGAGGCCUCAAGAUCGAAGCACGAGAGGAUCGUUGAGCUAUGGGGAGCUCUCCAGCCCUACCUUUGACAACAAAACAUCUCGCAGCUUGCUGCAGCCCUCAGCUAGUCCCUUGUCAUCGAUUCCCAGGUCUCCAAGGUUGGAUCGAGCACCUUCUCCUCAGCCUUUAAGUCAACCAGCAGCCAGUACACUACCACGCAACUUCCAGCCAUUCAGACUCUUGGAUGAAAGAAUGCAGAUGCAGAAGAACCCCUCCAAGUGGAACGAGACCGACCUGGAUGCAUACGAAAGAAAGCCUCACCACACCUAUGAUAAGAAUGAAUGGAUCAGACCGUCUGUACCCAACAGCAACUGGAAAGAAUCGAACCUGGACGCACAUCCUUCCGCUAAGAAGGUAUGCAGACUUUGUGUUGUGCAUAAACGUGCUUAUGAAAGAAUGCAGAUGCAGAAGAACCCCUCCAAGUGGAACGAGACCGACCUGGAUGCAUACGAAAGAAAGCCUCACCACACCUAUGAUAAGAAUGAAUGGAUCAGACCGUCUGUACCCAACAGCAACUGGAAAGAAUCGAACCUGGACGCACAUCCUUCCGCUAAGAAGGAUACUGUGCCCCGUUCACUCCCCUCAUCUCACAGCUCGCUCCCGAGGAACACUCGUAUCUCGGUGCCCCCUGAACUCGCCUCGAGCACCAGCUCAACUUAUGGCCCUCAGUCAAUCAUUUCCCGUAUUCCCAUUCCACCUGCAAGCUCUGGAGUCCAUCAGCACAGGCCGAUCCCGCUUUCCGUCAUCAUGAGGCUCCAAAACCCAUACUAUGCUGCGGCAGCCAGCAGAUACGCCCCUGUCCCAAUGGGAGAGUCCCAGCAAGGGAUCUUUCACCAACAUCUUCCCCUGCCCCGAGAGUACCUGCGGCAAAAUCAGACACCUCAACCUCAGCAACCUCUAAGACAACCUCCCUACUAUAGAGAAGUACUCCACCCUGGAGAUGUUGAUGCUGAGCUUGAGAGACCGGUCAAAACAGAAGGCCCUGUGUAUUCGAAUGACCAACGCAUGAAACCAGAAGAAGAGGUUAACGUGGAGGAUACAGAGAUGCCUCCUCGCCCUCUCAGCCCCACACGUCUGCAGCCCGUGGUAGCCCCACAGGCAGAGUUGGACACUUACCUGGAUGAGGUGAUGCGUAUCCGGGCCGAGUUCCCCAGGGCUCUGAAGAAACGCGGCUCAGUCGAAAUUCCUCAGACCCUGUACAACCUGCCUGUUUCCCAGCCCAACCACUACAAGCAAAUGAUCAAUAAGCUGUUUCACAGGAAGACCAUCCGUAUCAAGGAAGAACCAGCUGCUGAAAGUAGCAGCUCUUCAGAUGGGGAAGAGAGUUCCAGAUCUGCUGUAGCUAUGGAUCCAGUACCAGUCACAGAGAUACAGGUCUCUUCUGAACAGAAGGGCAUUCACUCUAUCUUACGGAAGGGCAGCAAAGCCAAUAAAUCCUCCAGUCGUAGGGCUCACCUGAACCCACUGGUGCUGAUGUUGGAUGGGUCCUUAGUAGGAGAGUUAGAAACUGUGCAGAGGGCUGCACAGGAGGUGAGUGACCCAAGCCAGGCUAAUGAUGAAGGCAUCACAGCCCUUCACAAUGCCAUCUGUGGUGGACACUUCCCUGUGGUGGAGUUCCUCGUGCGGAUAGGGGCUAACGUUAGUACUCCAGACAGCCACGGCUGGACACCCUUGCAUUGUGCUGCAUCCUGUAAUGACCGGCAAAUGUGUGAGUUUCUGGUGCGGAAUGGAGCAGCGGUGAUGGCUGUAACAGACAGUGAUGGGGCCACAGCAGCACAGAAGUGUGACCCCUUCGCCCCUGGCUUCGAGGAGUGUGAGAGCUUCCUGAGAGGUGUGGAGGAAGCUAUGGGUGUAGAGAACAGUGGGGUGGUGUAUGCUCUAUGGGGAUAUCCUGCCCAGGGUCCAGACGAACUGAGCUUCAAAGAAGGAGACAUGGUGACCAUCCUGCAGAAGCCUGAAGGAGUGGACUGGUGGUGGGCUUCACUGUGUGGCAGAGAGGGCUUCGUACCAAACAACUACUUUGGCCUUUUUCCGAAAGUGCGGCCUAAGUCACUCUGCUGAACGCAUCCACGAGCAAAGAAGACAAUAACGAUCAAUGCAUCUGAAUCAUGCCGGCCAAGUCCAAAUGCAGGUUUCACAUGUGUGUUUGAAUAUGUGAGUUUUUCCCUCUUAUUCCUUACCUUUAAGUUGUGUUUAAUGAACAGCUAGGAUGGCAUUUGAAAAACGUGCACUGUACAACUUUGGAGUGUUUUUUGAAUGUCAAUUCAGUUUUCUCAUUAGACCACCAUGACAGUCACUUCACUGGGAAUAGUGGAUUUAUAUUGACUUUACCAAUGGAAAAAGUGUCAGUAAAAAUUUUGCUUGCAAGUCAGAGCAUUCUACCUAUUUUAUGUGAGGGAUACAGUUUCAUCGUAUGAGUAAACUGAACUGGACUUGAUGCAUAAACGCAUAAAAGUCUCAGAAUUUGUUUGCUCGGAAAGGUUCAUUCUCUGUCUUGACUCGUGUUUUUUAGCACUGAGCAGGAAGGACAGAAAUUCAUCAGUCUGUCAGUAUUGCUUUUGUUUAUGCAUACUUUGCAUGUUAGUUGCAUAGAUACAAAAAUGCUUUUUAGAGCUGUAUUUGAAUAACUGGUCUCCUAACUCGGCUUCGGAUUAUUUACAGUAUUCCACACCAAAACGUUAGCCUUUUUUAUGUAACUUUUAAACUUGUUUUUCCUGUCUCUGUUUUCAUAGUGAUCUUUAUGUAGUAUGAAAUAUGAACAAAAGUUUUCUUCUCAAAACAAUGUACUCUCCA